Messenger RNA from Gigantopelta aegis, 391 nucleotides. RefSeq lists its product as uncharacterized. NCBI's taxonomy places the organism in Eukaryota, Metazoa, Mollusca, Gastropoda, Neomphalida, Peltospiridae. Bases 36 to 350 code for a protein of 104 amino acids. The transcript has 4 exons. The record is from RefSeq and is a predicted model, not a curated record.
AAGUAAAGAAGGCGUCAAUCAGCGUGUAUGGAAAGAUGUUACCGGCAUUCAUCCAGGUGGAGACUCUUCACACGGGCCAAGUGUUUGGUCUUCGAGCCUGUUUGGACGCAGAAGAACGCGGACCCACUGUUAGUCUGGUUAGUGGGGACUGUGAGUUGUUACAGAUCAACAAGAGAUUCUUUAUGAAACAUUGUGAUGACACCAUUUACAGUCUCAUACGACUCAAGUCCAAGCCGUUUCCGAGCCAAGAGGAACUGCUAGACCGACUGGACGCCAACAUGCAAUGGCAGGAAUUCAAACAAAGGACUCUUGAAAAUUUUCUCAAACAGUGCAGACGUCUACAGAGAUGAUUCCCCCUGAGUUACAGACUUCAUACCUCUUCACGUUUAGC